This is a messenger RNA of Paramecium octaurelia, 7247 nucleotides long. NCBI's taxonomy places the organism in Eukaryota, Ciliophora, Oligohymenophorea, Peniculida, Parameciidae. The record is from the annotation of a GenBank genome assembly.
AUGCUAAAAUCUUUAUUAUUAGUACACAUAUUCGCUCUGGUCACAUUUUCAAAGCAUAUCGAAAAUCAAAUAAUCGAAUUAGAAGAAGUCAAUUACUAAGUGAUAAUAAAAGUAAAUGAUUUUUCAGGCUAUGCUCUAUCUGGAGUGAUUGUCAAUGUUAAGUACAAUUAUAUAUCAAUACAGGAAUUCUAAUAUGAUUUUAGGAGACAAGGAUCAAAUGACUGAUGGAACAGGCAUGGUGACAUUUACUGGGAAAAUCCCAAAGCAAUCAUCUUACCAAAUUACAGCAAUUGCAACAACUACUUUUAACGACAUUUCAACAUCAAGUAAAAUAGAUGGGGUUGGAGAUUCAUAAGGCACAAUUGUUUUUAAUGGCAAAUUAUAAUUCACAUAAUCUGAUGUUUAAGUUCAAGAUGUGUUUUAAAGAGGAUUAAUAAUAGUAAAUAUGAAUUCUAAUUUCAGUUAAAAACAUAAUCAAACUCAAAGCCUCUUCCUGGGGUGACUGUAAUCUUUACAGCUAUAUACUCAGAAGAUAAAAAAGCAAAAGAACUAAUUUUCAAAGCCACAACAGAUGACAAAGGUCAACAAAAUGUAAGAUUUUUAUUGCCGUCUCAAAAACCCGCAUUUGUUAUUCUUUAUACUGCCUCAAAAAAUGAAUAUUGGAAUGCUUAAUAAUUGAAUAGAAAUGCUUAGGAAUUUUCAUUAUGGCCGUAAAUAUUAUAGAUAUAAUCAAUCUAGUGAAAAAAAGUAUGAACUACCAAUAACAAUAAAUUUGGAUCCAGGUUAAUUCAAAUUCGUCUUAACAGCAUUAGUUCAAGAUUAAGCAUCUAAGCCAUUAUCUGGAGCUAAAUUAUAAAUAGGAGGAAUUAACUUUGGAUCAAAUUAAGAACUCGAGUCACUUAAUGCAGUCAGUGGAACAGAUGGAAAGAUCAGCCUCAUUUUGCCUUUAAAGGCAACUGCUAAGAUUCAUGUCAAGGAACAAAUUACUAAAGACGAAUAUAUUGGAUAGACUUAGGAAUUUGAUGAAGAGUUUGAUUUAAAUGUUAGAAAAGAAUAAUUCACUCAUGAUUUGGGAUUAAUAAAAUUAUAAGAAGCAUCAGGUGAUUUAUAAGUAAUUUGAGUUUAUUAAUAUUAGAUUUCUGGAAUCAUAACUGAUUCUUCAAAAUAAGUGUAGUUUGUACAAGGAGCUACAAUUGUAUUUACAAUAUUGGAUAGCAUCCAACCAGUGACAGCUAUCACAGAUGCUUAAGGCAAAUUUAAGGCGGAAAUCUAUGUACCUGCAAAUAAGGAUUUGUAAUUAAAAGCAACAGUAACUGCUAAAGGAUUUAUGAAUAAAAUAGCUGCUCCAAGAACAAUUAAUGUUUCUUCUAAGCAACCUUUGCAAAUUUCUUUUGAUGUAGUUUUAGAUAGAACUAUAAAAAAUAUAAAAAUAAAAGAUAAGCUUGUUGAUCCAAGUGGUAAGGCUAUUUAAAAUGCAAUUGUUAAAAUCGUAGAGAGUAAUCCAACAAUGCCUGAUAAAACCCUAUAUAAUAAGGAGAUUACUGAUAAUGCAGAGUAAGUUAAUUACAUUUAUAAAUAGUGGUUCAUUUGAAUAUCCAUUUAGUUGUUAUGAAGAUAUCAAGUUUUAAGCAACAUUUUAAUUUCAAGUGCCUUAAUUUGUGCCUGUAACAUAUAAAACUGGAGAUUUAGAAUGUAAAGACUAAGAUUUAGUUAAAUAUUCAAUGACCUUAUCAAAAUAGACAGCUAUUCUCUUAAUCAAAGGAUAAGUGAUAGAUGUGGAUUAAAAACCAAUGAAAGGAGUUAACCUUAAAUUUAAGUCAGAUCCAAUAUUAGAUGUUCCUAAUAGUAAUUUGGUUACUGAUGCAAAUGGUAAUUGGUAGGUAGAAAAAUUAACAGUGAUACCUACAACAUAAUAUAAAUUUACUAUUGAAUAUACUAAUGAUAUCAAAUAAUUAGUAGAAGUAGUAUAGACCUUUACUCCUACAAUGGAUAAGGAGCAAACCUUCAAUUUUCCAGUUAUUGGAUUUUAAAGAUAUGUUAAAGCUAAAAUUGCUGGUAAAAUAGCACCUGUGGAUGGCAAGGCNUAUAAUCAAUCUAGUGAAAAAAAGUAUGAACUACCAAUAACAAUAAAUUUGGAUCCAGGUUAAUUCAAAUUCGUCUUAACAGCAUUAGUUCAAGAUUAAGCAUCUAAGCCAUUAUCUGGAGCUAAAUUAUAAAUAGGAGGAAUUAACUUUGGAUCAAAUUAAGAACUCGAGUCACUUAAUGCAGUCAGUGGAACAGAUGGAAAGAUCAGCCUCAUUUUGCCUUUAAAGGCAACUGCUAAGAUUCAUGUCAAGGAACAAAUUACUAAAGACGAAUAUAUUGGAUAGACUUAGGAAUUUGAUGAAGAGUUUGAUUUAAAUGUUAGAAAAGAAUAAUUCACUCAUGAUUUGGGAUUAAUAAAAUUAUAAGAAGCAUCAGGUGAUUUAUAAGUAAUUUGAGUUUAUUAAUAUUAGAUUUCUGGAAUCAUAACUGAUUCUUCAAAAUAAGUGUAGUUUGUACAAGGAGCUACAAUUGUAUUUACAAUAUUGGAUAGCAUCCAACCAGUGACAGCUAUCACAGAUGCUUAAGGCAAAUUUAAGGCGGAAAUCUAUGUACCUGCAAAUAAGGAUUUGUAAUUAAAAGCAACAGUAACUGCUAAAGGAUUUAUGAAUAAAAUAGCUGCUCCAAGAACAAUUAAUGUUUCUUCUAAGCAACCUUUGCAAAUUUCUUUUGAUGUAGUUUUAGAUAGAACUAUAAAAAAUAUAAAAAUAAAAGAUAAGCUUGUUGAUCCAAGUGGUAAGGCUAUUUAAAAUGCAAUUGUUAAAAUCGUAGAGAGUAAUCCAACAAUGCCUGAUAAAACCCUAUAUAAUAAGGAGAUUACUGAUAAUGCAGAGUAAGUUAAUUACAUUUAUAAAUAGUGGUUCAUUUGAAUAUCCAUUUAGUUGUUAUGAAGAUAUCAAGUUUUAAGCAACAUUUUAAUUUCAAGUGCCUUAAUUUGUGCCUGUAACAUAUAAAACUGGAGAUUUAGAAUGUAAAGACUAAGAUUUAGUUAAAUAUUCAAUGACCUUAUCAAAAUAGACAGCUAUUCUCUUAAUCAAAGGAUAAGUGAUAGAUGUGGAUUAAAAACCAAUGAAAGGAGUUAACCUUAAAUUUAAGUCAGAUCCAAUAUUAGAUGUUCCUAAUAGUAAUUUGGUUACUGAUGCAAAUGGUAAUUGGUAGGUAGAAAAAUUAACAGUGAUACCUACAACAUAAUAUAAAUUUACUAUUGAAUAUACUAAUGAUAUCAAAUAAUUAGUAGAAGUAGUAUAGACCUUUACUCCUACAAUGGAUAAGGAGCAAACCUUCAAUUUUCCAGUUAUUGGAUUUUAAAGAUAUGUUAAAGCUAAAAUUGCUGGUAAAAUAGCACCUGUGGAUGGCAAGGCAGCUAUGCCAUUACCUCUAAUAAUUACUUGUGAUGGAAAGGGAAAAGAUGGAAAACCAAUUGUUAUAGAAACUACAACAAAGGAGGAUGGAUCAUAUUCAGUAGAUGUAGAAGUAUUAGUAGGAGCAGAUAAACCAUUAUCCUGUGUAGUUACAAAUGGAAAUACUGGUAGUAGUAGUGGAUCAAGUACAGGAACCGGUAGUACUAAUGCUGCUUCACCUAUAUAACCUAUAAAAGUGGAUGUUAAAGUAUCUGCCCCUACUUGGAGCAGUAACACAAAUAUUCCUAUUACAUAUAAUACAGUUGAUAUGGUAGUAAAAGGGGUUGUCAGCGAUAAAACAAAAACAAUUACUACAGUAGAAGGCGUAGACAUUACUUUAAUUAUCACUCCUCAAGAUGUUUAUAUUUAAAAUCCAGGUAAGCAUUUACUUGAAUCAUAUGUUUUAUUUAAAAGACAUUUCUAAAGUACUUCUCAAUCCAUAUUGCAAACAAAAUCUGGAAAGGAUGGAUCAUAUGAAUUUAAAUUCAAAGCUGUUUAAGCCUAUCCAUUAAAAUUUGAGAUUCAAGCAAAAAGGGAUCCACUAUUUGCUCCUUAUGAAAAGAAAGGAAUUGAAGAGAAAUGUUAGAAGUCAGAAACUUUAAUCGAAAACAUAGAAAUAGACAGGAUAAGAAUGUUGACAAAAUUACAUUCUACAUUAAGUGGCUCUGAUAAGAAACCAAUUAUAAAUGCAUCUGUUAAGAUGACAUCAUCUGAUCCAAUUAUGAAAGAUUCCAAAUAUUACAACUUACCAGUUAAAGAUGAUGAUAAAGGAUCCUUCUUUUUGGAUUUCGAGUGCUAUAAAGAUUUUGACUAUGUAGUAGAUUUAUAAAUAGAUGUACCUCAAUAUGUUCAGUAAAACAUAAAGAGUUCCAAAUUUAAAUGCUCAUAAGCAUUAACUGAAUUGAGUCCUAUUUCUUUAACACUGGAGAAAAUAUAAAUUAAAGCCAUUCUUUCGGGUAAAGUAGUUGAUCCAUCUGGAAAUGGAGUACCUAAUUUAGCAUUGAGUAUAACUACAGAUCCUGAAAGUGCAAAUCUAGAAACUAAAACUUUAACGGAUGGAACAUGGACUGUAACUGAUCCAAAGAUAUAUCCAAAUACAGAUUACAAAGCAAUAAUAGCUUAUAUAGACAUCAAUAAGUAAUAACAAAAAGUAGAAUAAAAAUUCACUAUCUAAAGUGAUAACUAAAAAGUUUCAAUUCCUGAUAUAAAUUAUUAAGCUAUUGUGAAUGCCAAAAUAUAAGGAAAGAUUGAUUUAGAAAAGGGCACUUUGAGUUAGCCAGUUAAAAUCAAUUUGACUUGUCCAAAAUUUAAAGAUGCUAAGGGUGCUGAUAUCAAUCAAGAUUUCUCAACUGAUAAUAAUGGAAAUUUUGAUAUUCCUUUACAAAUAUUGGCUAAGCAUGAUGAUAAAAUAGAGUGUAAUCUAAAAACUAAAGAUUCUCUCUAAGAAACUACAUAAAAAGUAGAAUUAGUAGCUCCAAAGUUUUAAGUUUAAGGAGUUUCGAUAAAAGCUAAAUUUAUGACUACUACAUUUACAAUAUCAGGGAAAUUAAUGGAUAAUUCAAAAGUGGAAGACAAAUUACCUGGUUUAAAAAUUACAAUAACUUUAAAACCAUUGGAUCCAAUAUCCAAUUAACCUAUUAUUAGUAAAAGUAUGAAUGAUGGAACUUUUUCAAUUAUUAUUGAGGUUAUAAGAAAUGUAAAUUAUGAAGCUACAAUCAAUGUUGAUGCAUAGCCAGCAUUUAAUGUUGUUAAUGAAAAACUAUAAUUAUUAGGCAAAGAAGAUAAGUAAAGUAUUUCCAAGGAUAUUACUUUAAUUAGAAUUGUAGUUGAUAUUACUGUUAGUGGACAAUUAGUAGAUAUGAAUUAAAAACCAAUUCCUAAUUCUAAGAUUGAAAUUUUAAGCUCAGAUCCCCAAAUGACAAAUGCUUAGUUGUAUAAUAAGUAAGCAGCUGCUCCAAAGGGAGAUUUCUAAUUGCCAUUUUAAUGUUAUAAUUCAGUUUCAACCACUUUAAAGAUGGAUAUGGAAUCUGAUGUAUAUCCUAAAACAGCCUUAUCACCCUAAGUAUUUACUUGUGGAGAUAAGGAACUUAAAUUAAAGCCAAUAGUAGUAUCUACAAAAUCUGUUUAAGUAACUGUUUCAGGUGUUUUAUCAGAUAGCAGUGGAGUAACCAAAAAUGUUUAAAAUGCUCAAAUUGAAAUUAUACUUAACCCUGCUGAUCCUUUGGCAUCUAAUUUAUAAACAAAAUCAGACUUAAAUGGCAAAUAUUCUUUAAGUUUUGGUGCAGUCUAAGAUUAGAUAUACACAGCUGUUAUUUAAAUAACUAAUUCUGAUUUUAAUCCAUAUAAAUCUUCAAAUAUCCAGAUCAAGGCUGAUAAAGUAUAAACUCUAACACAUGAUGCUACUAUGGAUAGAAUCAUUCUCUAAGCCACUUUAACUUCAACAAUUACAGAUCCAUCAGGAAAGCCCCCUCCUGCAUCUACUCUAACAGUGGAAUCCUUAUAGCCAACAGUCAAAGGAAAUGAAAAAACUUAAAUAACAGGAAAAACAGAUUCUACAGGAAAAUUCAGUUUAUAAGUUCCUUGUUAUAAGAAUGUAGACGAGUCAUUCAUAUUAGAUGUUAAAGCUGAUAAAUAUAAAGAUGUAAAAUCAGAUAAGAUUCAAUUCUCAUGCUCUGGUCCAGCUUUAUCUCUACCUCCAGUGAAAAUUAAAUAUGAAUUAGCACCCACUAAUACUAAAUUAACUGUUGGAGGUGAAAUUAUUGGGCCAAAGGGUAAAGGCCAAUCAGGAGUAAAUGUAAAACUAACUUCAGAUCCUGCAACCAAAGAUUUUGAAGUUAAAACUGGGGCAGACGGUAAAUGGUCAGUAUUAGAUGAUUAAUUACAAUUUGGAACCAAAUAUUAAUUGACUGAAUCUUAUGAUGAUGCCAUAGGACAAAAUCAUAAAGUUACAUAAGUCUUUUAAACAAAUGAUGAGAAAUCUGAAAUGACUUUCCCAAAAUAGUAUUAUGAUGAUUUUGUUCCAUGUGAAAUUGAUGGUAAAAUUACAACUGAAGGAGGAAUAUUUCCAUCUAAUGUCCCAGUUAGUUUAUAAUGUGAUGCUUUUGGUGAAAAUAAAGUACCCAUUGAUCUAAAAACAAAUACAGAUUCUACUGGAUCAUAUUAAUUCAAAUGGAAGAUGCUCAUGAAUACUAAUUCUAAUGUUGAUUGCUUACUUAUUUCACAUGAAACUGCAAAAUUUUAAUAAACAAAUAGUAGAUUCAAAAUAAAUCCCAAUAAUGAUGUUAUGAAGAUCACCAAUUAAGCUCAAGUAACAGAACAAUUCAAAGCACAACUUACUAAAUAUUACCAAUUUUCCGUUAUUAACGGUGCAGUAAUUGCAGAAUUUGAUUGCAACUCAAAAUUGGAAUGGAAAGGAUUAGAAGGAGUUAAUAUUAGACUGAAGUAAUGGAAUGGAAUUGAAUAUGCAGAUCUUAAAAUUGAAACAAAGAGUGACAAAGAUGGUCUCUUUGUUAUUAAACAUUAAAUCUUGAAAAGGUAUAUAAUCAUCUAAAUCCAAUAGUUAAAUCUAGAAUGAAAUGAAAUUAGAAUUUACUAAAUAAAAUUACAUUCCAACUACAGCUGAGUUCAAUCUUUAUUCAUUUGAUCCACAAUUAGAUGGGUCAUAUCUUAUCUAAUUAUCCAAUAUUAGAAUGGUUAAAAUUGGAUAGCCAGAAAAAUGUCCACCAAUUAAGAAAAAUAAACAUCAUCAAUGAUAUACUAUAAUAG